Molecule: messenger RNA, 343 nt
Organism: Penaeus vannamei (Pacific white shrimp)
Lineage: Eukaryota; Metazoa; Arthropoda; Malacostraca; Decapoda; Penaeidae
Source: RefSeq, a predicted model, not a curated record
UCCCGCCGUCACAGGGAUGCCACGCCCUACAUCGACGACGACUCCCACCAGCUGUGGACCGAGGAUGCCUCCGGAGGGCCCGUGGACGGCGAGGACGUGAGCACUCGCCUCCUGCAGGAGAGUGAACCGUGCCAAAGCCACUUCUGCGAGCGAGGCCGCGUGUGCCGCCUGGACUGGCAGGGAGAGCCAACGUGCGAGUGCCAGCCCUUCUGCUCCCGGCACCGCAAGCUCGUGUGUGGCACCGACGGCCUCCUCUACCUCAACCACUGCGAGCUCCACCGCGCCGCCUGUGUCACUGGGAAGGCCAUUCACAUAGACAGGACAAGGAAAUGCUUCAGAAAAG